Echinops telfairi (small Madagascar hedgehog) is the source of this 2282-nucleotide messenger RNA. RefSeq names its product serine incorporator 4 (gene SERINC4). The transcript is spliced from 12 exons. Lineage: Eukaryota; Metazoa; Chordata; Mammalia; Afrosoricida; Tenrecidae. Gene Ontology annotation, cellular component: membrane. The record is from RefSeq and is a predicted model, not a curated record. Bases 162 to 1628 code for a protein of 488 amino acids.
GUAGUUACCACACCCAGGGAACCUUCCCCUAAUGUUUCCCACGCUCUGGCCUUUCCGCCUUCAACUGGAAGGCCAGCGGUACCCCUGAAGCAGUCCAGUGGGCUGAGAAUAAAGCCGCUGUUUUCCCAGUGGUGCACCUGGAACUCAUUACCGGGAUAAGGAUGGUGGGCGCCAAGCUGAUUACAGGUCCCAGCACCUCCCUCCGCCUGGCACAGCAACGCAGUGGACUCAGCAGUGCCACCAUGAACCCCCCCUUCUACCAGUUGUCCUGCUGUGGCCCUGCUCCAUGUGCCAGCUGCUGCCACUCGAGGUGGCCCCCUCUGAGAGAGUCCACUGGUAGCCGCCUGUUCUACAUCCUCCUACAUAUGGGAACCUCAGCAGUCUGCUGCCUCCUGUUGUCACAGACAGUAGUGGAAAAGGUCUGGGGCAAGGGGCAUGGGAUCCAGAUGCCUUCUGGGCUGUGUGUCCACCUGUUUGGCAACUCUGACUGUCCAGUGCUCACUGGCUCUGGGGCUGUGUACAGAGUCUGUGCAGGAACCGCCACUUUCCAUCUGCUGCAGGCUGUGCUACUGGUCCACCUCCACUCCCCUACCAACCCACGGGCACAGCUGCACAAUAGCUUCUGGCUCCUCAAGCUGCUGUUGCUGCUCAGUCUCUGUGCGGUGGCCUUCUGCAUCCCUGAUGAGCACCUCUUCCCAGUUUGGCACUACAUUGGCAUUGGUGGAGGCUUCACUUUCAUCCUGCUGCAGCUGAUACUUAUCACAGCCUUUGCUCACUCCUGGGACAAGAGCUGGGAGAGAGGUGCAGCUCACCACUGCGGCUGGUUCACAGCAGUGCUGCUGGCCACCCUGGGCUUCUACAGCAUGGCAGGUGUGGGAGCUGCACUCUUGUUCCGCCACUACACCCACCCGGCUGGCUGCCUGCUCAACAAGACGCUGCUCAGUCUGCACCUUUGCUUCUGUGGUCUCCUCUCCUUCCUCUCCAUGGCUCCCUGCAUCCGCCUCAAGCAAACUCGCUCUGGCCUUCUACAAGCUUCUAUCAUCAGCUGCUAUAUCAUGUACCUCACCUUCUCUGCACUCUCCAGUCGUCCUCCAGAUAGAGUAAUUCUUCAAGGACAGAAUCACACCUUGUGCCUACCUGGCCUGAGGAACGUGGAACCCCAGACCCCGGACAGCUCCCUGGCCGUGCUGAGUGCUGGCAUCAUGUAUGCUUGUGUGCUUUUUGCUUGUAAUGAGGCUUCCUACCUGGCUGAGGUAUUUGGGCCCUUGUGGAUCAUCAAGGUUUACAGCUAUGAGUUUCAGAAACCCUCUCUCUGUUUUUGCUGCCCUAAAACAGUGGAGCCAGAGGAAGGGCCAAGGGCAAGAGCUGUCAGGCCAAGUGACCAAGAAACAGCUGCAGCUCGAGCCCAGCACCUUUCCUACAGCUAUUCUGCCUUCCACUUUGUCUUCUUCCUGGCAUCACUCUACAUCAUGGUUACCCUCACCAACUGGUUCAGCUACGAGGAAGCAGAACUGGAAAAGACUUUCACCGGGGGUAGCUGGGCUACCUUCUGGGUCAAGGUUGCCUCAUGCUGGGCCUGUGUACUCCUCUAUCUGGGGCUGCUCCUGGCCUCCCGUCUGGGUUCAUAAUAAGCUGAAAUCCCCUUGAGGUUCUACCCCUAGCCCUGACUCAGGAGAGCCUCGUUCACUAGCUCAAGGACACAACAGGCAAUGAUCUCCUUUUAAGUUAGACAGUCCUAUGUCUGAAUUUCAAGAUGUCCUAUAAGUCCUAAUGCCCUGGCAGAGUAUCUGCCUCAGUGGUGCUCCCAUGAUAUCGUCAUCCCAGCUCAAGAGCUUACUUCCCAAGUCAGCAACCCAGGCACCAGUGCUGAUCCCAGCAGAGCGUGGCACCCGCCCUCACCUAGUUCUUGAGCUGGGCGGCCAAGGGGGAUGGAGGCACAAACAGGGACUAAAGACUUGGCUCUGUCCUUAGGGCUAAAAAGAAAGUAAGUUCAAUCCCAGGCCCAGGAAUGAAAGAUGCCCAGAACCACAAAACCAGGACGUUGGAUGAAAGGAGCACAAGGCUUACCCCAGGUUUUAAUCCUGAUAUGAAGGUCAAGGAGAGAAAUACUACCCGAAUUCCAUGAGAAAUAACAGAGAAGAGAAUGGGAAUACUUGAGAGCAGCAGGAUUUGGGGGCCAACUUUCAAGCAGGCAGUCAGACUGAGGAAGAAUGAGGAAGAAGGGCAUAAACUUAGGUCCUAGAAUCUUCCCACUUAGGCUCUCAAUUCCAUCCUUAAGAUAG